GGUGCAGUGUUCUCUGAUCGACUCCAAGCUGACUAUGCGACGGCCUUUAAACUUGCCAUUGAAAACAUAAACGAUGACACAUCACUUUUGGCAGCCACCGAGCUCAAAGUUAUUGUCAACAAAUCUGCUACGCUAGAUGCGUUUAGAAAUAUUGAAAUGGGUAAGAGCUCUGUCAGAAAGGAUGUUUGCUAUAGUUUUUUUCGGGAGUCGAAUGGCGCGCUACUACAGUUUACGGUAUAUCUCUCUUGUGGUUGUAGAUGGUCAUAAACAUUGUCAAGUACACUUCAGCGACAGAAUAAGCAAAAUAGGAAUAGUUUUCGGUGCUAUGAGGCAACUAAAGCAGUUCAUAUUAAGUUACUUAGAAUUUUUUUUUACACAAAUACAUUCUGCACGCAAGUCUGAAGUUUCGAAUUCAGCAUCAUAAUUGUCAACAUAAUGGAAUUUUUUGUGGGUUAGGUUUCUUGCAAUAACGUUUUGGAACACGAUUAUAAAGCAGCUCCCCGCAGUUUUAAUGUCUUUAGUAAGAGAAAUUUGCAUUUAAAACUGUUAUCCUCUUAAAACCAAAAUUUUAAAGUAGAAGAGUGCAGCGUACUAGAGGCCAAUUUUCACUAUCAGAAAUGAAAAGGAAUGAUACUCCAUUGAUUUGGAUUUUGCGAGUUACUAGGUUUUUACCUGGCUUGUUCGGGGCUCCACGUUAGUAUGUGCAGCGAUUUUAAUGACCAGUGCGAAGAAUACCCUUUUUCCACAUCACACGGGUUUUAUUUUCGCUUGAUGAUCUCCCUAGUGUCUACUUGGUAACAGAAAUAAAUCAGGGUAUUCGUAGUAGAAAAGCUAGUGGCAAAACGAAAAAUUAUUUGUUGUAUCAGAUAAAGGUAUCCAUUUGAAGUUUUAUUUCAAAAUUACAAGCUCAUUCACUUUGGCGUCAGUUCAACAUUCAUUAAGCUUUUUUAAAAUUAUCUAGUUCAGUAUCUUUUGAAGCAAGGAGUGGUAGCAGUAGUUGGUCCAAUGACAUCAACCGGCGUCAAGUUUACCCAGCCCUACUGCGCAGGCUUCAACAUACCACAAAUUGCUCCUGUGGCCACAGAUCCAACCUUCUCAUUCACACCGGCUAACUUUCCUUUCCUUGCUCGCCUCAGUCCGAGCGACAGUAUUCAGUGUCGGGCCUUGGCAGGGCUCAUAUCACAUUAUAACUGGACUCAAUUUGCACUGUUAACUUCCAAGGAUGACUAUGGUUUGUGCAAUUAAAUACUGCUUUUUAAUUAUUCAUUCUGUCGUCGCAUGUACAUCUGACGUUUUUAUUUGAUAAUGGAACUUCGCUUAAACAAUCCAUGACUUUCAGAGGAGAAUCGAAUUCUUAAUUCCAGUUUCAUGAUAGAUCAAUCAUUUCCAUCAACCGUUUACAACUUAUAUUUAAAAACUUCAAGAACGAGUUGCUUAUUAAAUCUCUUUUAGAUUCUUUCACUAUUCUCAUGAAUGAGUGAAUUACGUUUAUUUACUGGAGUAAUUUACACUUACAAUUGGUUUCAAAAUUAGCGGUGUCAAAAAUCGAUGCUGUGAAAAAAUAAACGCUAUAUUGUAAUGGCUUCAAAAUACUAAAACUACAAAAAUUAAAGCUUAGACGCAAUAUUAAGUCAUGUUUUUAAAAUAACAAUAAUAUUGUUAAAAACCGUUUGAAAAUAUUUCGAGUCUUAAGAUUCAAUCUCUAUUUGGAAAGACAUUCUAAGCUUUUGAACAGUGAUAACCAAAAUAUCAUUUUAAUGAAAUAGUUUUAAGUUUUGGCCACUUCAUUUCGAAUUUACUACCAAGGUUGUUACAAGAGACCUUGUCACGGUUUUCGACGCCAUCUUGAAGAGUAGGCAAACCUGUGAGAAAUUACAGUGUUUGCAUGAGAAUCUAAUGUCGAAUAAUUUCCGUAUAACGGCUGUCUGAAAAAAAAUGUGAAUUGUAAACUAAAGCUACACUCCUAAGGAUUCUGCGGGAAAAAGUUAGAGCGUUAAAUGCGUUAGAAGACCUAGAACCACUUUCUUAAAUUUUCUAUACAUUUGUCUGUAAGAAAUUCCCGGGAAAAAUUACAGACAAAUAUAUGGAAAAUCUAAAGCAAGCCUCUGGAGAAAUUUAAGCACAGUUACGCCCCAAAAAUGUUUAAGUACAAUCCUUUCCUUUGUAGCUUUAGUUUACAAUUGAUAUUUUUUUUCUGAAAAGCCGUUUUACGGAAAUUAUUCGACAUUAGAUUCUCAUACAAACACUGUAAUUUCUCACACGUUUGCCUAAUCGUCAAGAUGGCGUCAAAAAUCGUGACAAGGUCUAUUAGGUCUAUAUUUGUUUUCCUUUGUGUUGUGUUGCCAAACCCACUAAGUCCCGUUUAUACCUUAAAGUAGUGCUUUUUUCUGUUGGUGAAUACCUUUUUUAAAAAACAGUUUUAUUCCAUCGAAAGUAAGGCCAAUCUAAACUUGUUUAGUAAGUCUAAUAGUUCAUUAUUUGUCCUGUUUCUAGGCAUAAAUGGCCUUUUAACGUUAAAGGAUAUUGCCAAUCAAAAGGGAUGGAAAAUCACAGCGAAUGAGCAUUUUGACCCUGUCAGUGACUUCAGUAACCUUGACGUAAGCCCGCAGUUGGAAGCGAUACGAAGAACUCGAACGCGAAUUAUUGUCUUGAACACAAUGGCACGAUACACUGUCGUUAUACUGUCAAAAGCUUCACAAAUAGGAAUGCUGAAAGAAUGGGUGUGGAUUGUAACAGAUGGCUCUACAAAUACGGUAACAGCUUAUAGUAGAUGAAAUAAUGAGUAUAUGAAUUUCAUAGUUUGAUCUACAGGAAAAUCAUCACAGUUAAACAGGCAACUCAUGCAGUUGCGAAAUGAUGGCAAAUCAGAAUCUGUCAACUGAGCAAAUGUUUGGUGGACAUUAGGGGCCGACUAUUUGAAUUUUGAGGGGUUUAUGGGUGAUUACAGAAAAAUAUUUCCUGCAGACUGAUUUCGAGGGGAAAAAAGCAUGCAAAGAAAUUCCUGGGAAAAACAAUAUCCUGCACUAAAAAAAAAAUAUUACUCAUGACGUAUAAUGCUGAAAAAAAAUCUUACAGCGUCAUGUGGGGGGAAAAAUUUCUAACUCCAGUGGUUUGGGAAAAAAUUAUUAUCUCAAAAUCACCCAUACCCCCCUCCUCCACAUACGUCCAAUGGUUAUGUUAACCAUUAGGGGGUGGAGGAAGAAACGGAUUUGACACCUCAGUAAAUGUCAUCCUUUAACAAAUGGCUGGCGAGCGUUAAUCAAGUGGUGGUUUUCAAGACUAAAGUUUUGCAUUUCGAGAUUGAAAAUACGCCAAAGAAAUACACAAAUGGAAAGAGAAAGUUCAAUGGAAUACUCACUUUCCUUUUUGUGGACAAACGAAAGCUUUUCCCUAUGAAAUUGUCUUUCGAAGAAAUCAACCUUGUUUCUACACGGCGGAUAGUAGCGCUUGGCUUGUUUUGAACCCACCAAGGCAGAGAGGAUUCUGAAGAAUCUUGAGGUACAUUCUGUACUUUAUGGUCAAGGAACUAAACGUUUUUAAAAGAGGAGUUCUGUACAUUUUGACAUCGUCGUGAAAGAAAAACCACAAAAUGUGCAUUUUAAAUUGAUUUUUUACCAUGUGCUCAGCCGAUUUAACUUGCGUGAACGUAUCCACGAUCCAGUUUUUGUUACGCAAAUUGCUUUUUAGAAUUAACUUUUGGGUUUUUUAUUAAAAGUUUUCAAGAAAUUAAGUUAUUUAUCUGUCAUUGUUCAUUCAUAACAUUAGCUUAAAAAACAAUCGUGAGUUUUUUAGAAACACUUCAGACGGGCUACUCUCCUUUCCUGAAUAUUAUGCAUCAGUCAAUUCCAGCUGCGCCCAGUGUUAAUAUAAAAUUAUUGACAUUAAAAUUAAUAGAGCGCUGCAACGUUAUAUGUUAUGAAUAGUUUUAUAAAUAUGAAAAGAUGUUCUUCAAAUAAUAUCAACCGAAAUUUGAUUCAAUAACCAAAAAACGUUGAUUCGCAUCGAUAGCUCCGGUUUUCGCUAUGCAAUUCUGGCUUGAUAAGCAAUUAAGAAAUGCACGCAUAAAAUCGAGAACAUGCCUUUAUAACCCUCUUCAAUUUAUUCCUAUCUUUGACUGAUGUGCCAAUCUGCUUUUUUUCCAGUAAAACCAUGUGUAUAGUUAUAUUCUGACAGGAAACUGCAUGCGUGUCAAAAGCUCGGGAAUGGCCCCGGGGUUGGCAAAUGCCCAGCCCCCGGGCAGUGCAAAAUUUGCAAAUUCCCCGAAGUAGCCCGGGGGCGGGGGGGGAGGGGGCUGGGUGCAGGUGGAAUUGACUGAUGCAUUAAAACUGAAGCAUUAAAACUGUACAACUUCCAUUUAUUGCUAUUCAUUUUCUUAUUCAAUUAUCUGCCAUUGAAGAAUUUUGCAGUGUGUAGAAUUCAAGAAUUUUUGCAGUUUUGCUGCUCUUUUUCCAUAACUCGUACCCGGAAUACAGCUGAAUACCGCUUGAAUGAAGUUUACUGCAUUUUGUUUUCAGUUGUUCGUUUACGGCUUUGUUAUAAUUUUCACGCUGAAAAAGUGAGUUUAUCUCAAAUAUGAAAGAGUUGUCCUCUAUUCUAACGACAGACUCGUCGACUUUUCGCGGUCGAGUUUGUCUAUUUUUUUUUAAAUGCAAAGUUGUAAGUUGCGGCCAGUUACAGUUAGUAGCGAAAAGAUUAUCGUUCGCUUUCCUAUGUCUAUCCUCAAAGAAAAUUAAAUAUUAUACACCUUACGGUAAAGUUUUCUUUCAGAUAUUGUGAGGUAUAAAUGUAAAGGCUACACAUAACUGUUUGUCCGGGCCCAUUAAAAAAAAUAAAGAAGAAAAGAAAAUAUAAUGGGCUUACGGGAAGACAAAACUUCCUUAGUCGCCCUGAUUUUCCUUUUAGGUCUUCCCUUAAACACAGAAACACCGACUCUACAUAUCGUAACAUGUAAUUUGCUGUUAUUGAAGAGACCUACAAUUUCACAAUUUUAUCAAUUCAGGUCUGUUUGCGGGACAUUUUUUCUUAAUCAUUUAGCCCCUCCUUCAAAAGAUGAACUCAUGCCGAAGGCUGACCUGCAGUUCAAUUAAUAGGGAUGUGAAGAUUUAUUUUCUUGACUUAGAGUUCAUGUUAUUACUUUUACUGUGAUUUGAUUGAUUUUAUCAUAAGUAUAGAAACGGAGGCUUCGCUUUUAGCCCUGGCUAAAUCUAUAUAUUAUACCGGGGAAAGAGGAGGAUGGAAUUAUGAAUAUAUAAAUUUCAUAUAUUUGAUCUGCGGAGUGAAGAAAUAAAUUGAGAGAAGGUCAUCAAAGUUUUAAACACGUAACUUACGAAGUUGCGAAAAGAAACACAAACUUAUUGUAAAUAAAAUACAACUUACGAGCUGGGUGUUUACACUGUACAAGCCCAUACAGAUCGGAAGCAAAUGUUUUAUCGUGCUUGCAAGCAAAACUGAGAAUCUAUAGAUCUGUUUGGAAAGUUUAUAAAUACAUAUUAGUUGAGCAGGAAGUGGGUGUGUUAAAAAUUAAUUACACUGUAUUAAGUUUACAUACUUCUAACUUUUGAUUGGUGGUAACUUAAAUGAAUAAUUUACAAUUUUACAUGGCUAUAGAAUUUGGAACUGUACAAAAAAUGUUGCAGCUGGUCUGCACUUAUAGUGUGGUGUUCUAUAUACUACCAAAAAGAAAACAAAACAAUAAAACACAAACCUGAAACAAUAGCCAGAAUCCAGUUUUAAUCUUUGGCUUGUUUUGAACCAACCAAGGCAGCGAGGAUUCUGAAGAACCUUGAGGCACAUUCUCUACUUCAUGGUCAAGGAACUAAACGUUUUUAAAAGAUUUGACAUCGUCGUGAAAGAAAAACCACAAAAUGUGCAUUUUAAAUUGAUUUUUUACCAUGUGCUCAGCCGAUUUAACUUGCGUGAACGUAUUCACGAUUCAGUUUUUGUUACGCAAAUUGCUUUUUAGAAUUAACUUUUGGGUUUUUUAUUAAAAAGUUUCAAGAAAUUAAGUUAUUUAUCUGUCAUUGUUCAUUCAUAACAUUAGCUCAAAAAACAACCGUGAGAUUUUUAGAAACACUUCAGACGGACUACUCUCCUUUCUUGAAUAUCAAUUAUGCAUCAGUCAAUUCCAGCUGCGCCCAGUGUUGAUAUAAAAUUAUUGACAUUAAAAUUAAUAGAGCGCUGCAACGUUAUAUGUUGUGAAUAGUUUUAUAAAUAUGAAAAGAUGUUCUUCAAAUAAUAUCAACCGAAAUUUGAUUCAAUAACCAAGAAACGUUGAUUCACAUCAAUAGCUCAGGUUUUCGCUAUGUAAUUCUGGCUUGACAAGCCAUGAAGAAAUGCACGCAUAAAAUGGAGAACAUGCCUUUAUAACCCUCUUCAAUUUAUUCCUGUCCUUGACAGAUAUGCCAAUCUGCUUUUUUUCCAGUAAAAGCAUGUGUAUAGUUAUAUUCUGACAGGAAACUGCAUGCGUGUCAAAAGCUCGGGAAUGGCCCCGGGGUUGGCAAAUGCCCAGCCCCCGGGCAGUGCAAAAUUUGCAAAUUCCCCGAAGUAGCCGGGGAGGGGGGGGGCUGGGCGCAGGUGAAAUUGACUGAUGCAUUAAAACUGAAGCAUUAAAACUGUACAUCUUCCAUUUAUUGCUAUUCAUUUUCUUAUUCAAUUAUCUGCCAUUGAAGAAUUUUGCAGUGUGUAGAAUUCAAGAAUUUUUGCAGUUUUGCUGCUCUUUCUCCAUAACUCGUACCCGGAAUACAGCUGAAUACCGCUUGAAUGAAGUUUACUGCAUUUUGUUUUCAGUUGUUCGUUUACGGCUUUGUUAUAAUUUUCACGCUGAAAAAGGGGGCUUAUCUAAAAUAUGAAAGAGUUGUCCACUAUUCUAACGACAGACUCGUCGGCUUUUCGCGGUCAAGUUUGUCUAUCUUUUUUUUUUUUAAAUGCAAAGUUGUAAGUUGCAGCCAGUUACAGUUAGUAGAGAAAAGGUUAUCGUUUGCUUUCUUAUGUCUAUCCUCAAAGAGAAUGUUAUACACCUUACGGUAAAUUAAAGUUUUCUUUCAGAUAUUGUGAGGUAUAAAUGUAAAGGCUACACAUAACUGUUUGUCCGGGCCCGUUAAAAAAAAUAAAGAAGAAAAGAAAAUAUAAUGGGCUUACGGGAAGACAAAACUUCCUUAGUCGCCCCGAUUUUCCUUUUAGGUCUUCCCUAAAACACAGAAACACCGACUCUACAUAUCGUAACAUGUAAUUUGCUGUUAUUGAAGAGACCUACAAUUUCACAAUUUUUUCAAUUCAGGUCUGUUUGGGGGACAUUUUUUCUUAAUCAUUUAGCCCUUCCUUCAAAAGAUGAACUCAUGCCGAAGGCUGACCUGCAGUUCAAUUAAUAGGGAUGUGAAGAUUUUUUUUCUUGACUUAGAGUUCAUGUUAUUACUUUUAAAUUUUAUUGUUUUUAUCAUAAGUAUAGAAACGGAGGCUUCGCUUUUAGCCCUGGCUAAAUCUAUAUAUUAUACCGGGGAAAGAAGAGGAUGGAAUUAUGAAUAUAUGAAUUUCAUAUCUUUGAUCUGCGGAGUGAAGAAAUAAAUUGAGAGAAGGUCAUCAAAGUUUUAAACACGUAACUUACGAAGUUGCGAAAAGAAACACAAACUUAUUGUAAAUAAAAUACAACUUACGAGCUGGGUGUUUACACUGUACAAGCCCAUACAGAUCGGACGCGAAUGUUUUAUCGUGCUUGUAAGCAAAACUGAGAAUCUAUAGAUCUGUUUGGAAAGUUUAUGAAUACUUAUUAGUUGAGCAGGAAGUGGGUGUGUCAAAAAUUAAUUACACUGUAUUGAGUUUACAUACUUCUAACGUUUGAUUGGAGGCAAUUUAAAUAAAUAAUUUACAAUUUUACACGGCUAUAGAAUUUGGAAGUGUACAAAAAAUGCUGCUGCUGGUCUGCACUUAUAGUGUGAUGUUCUAUAUACUACCAAAAACAAAACAAAACAACAAAACACAAACCUGAAACAAUAGCCAGAACCCAGUUUUAAUCUUUGGUGAGAUUAAAACAUGUUUAAACACAAAUUUCAGUUAUUUCAGCUGCGAAUUCGCAAUGGUCUAUCUAUAUAUCUAUAAGUAAGUAAUCUGUAAAGGGUAUAUUCCAUCACGGUAGACGUGCAGAUGUGCAGAUGUGCAAGUGCUUAUGUUAAAAAUACAAUUACAGCGUCAGCGUUUUUAAAGAUGGCAAAUGACGGCCUCUUUGAAAGCCUCUACGGACUGCUUUUCAAUGACGCUAUUUGGUCUGCAUAGACUGGAGGACUAAACAGAUUUUAAUUGUGCAAAAUUUUAAACAAAAUAUGUCUUCUUUUUAGGACUGGAAGUUGGUCCCCGGGGACUAUCCACUCCAUAACUUUUACGGUGUAAUUGGUACACGACCAUCAUUUGGCGCUGGCAAGCUCUACCCAGAAUUCAGUACAAAAUGGAGAGCAAAAGGCUACGGACAAGUCAGUGUAAGCGUUUUCGAGAUAUCCUAACGUUAACGAUAACGACUCUAACGAUAUCACGGGGUUUGAUUAUGAUAGUCCAGGGAGGUGUAGGGCAAAUGUGUGGGGAUAUAAUUUGAGGCUAUGCUCACACUAUUACCGGAUAGCUUUUGCCCCGGCACGAAAACCAUACUGGAUUUCACAGCGGUCAAACGAGUGAAAUUUGCAAAAGUUAAGCGAAAUACUUCAAAGUUAAGGUUGCUACUUUCACUAUCGAAAGGUUAGGGUAUUACCAACAUCCUGUUAGUUUACUAAACUUUUUAAAAGUUUACUAAAAAAGUUGUAAGUGAUUGAAAACCGAUGCUGACGUUAUUAUCGGCGCCAUUUCCAAACAUGAUUCUCUUUUAGCGCGAAGCGUUUUCAGCGAAAAAAGCUCAAAAUUUUGAGAAAAAUGGAAAGAUAGUUAUGUUGACUAACUGAUUUAUACAUCUUUGCCCAUUUUUCUCUAACUGGUAAAUGAAAUCCCAGCAAUAAAAAUCAAAAAUAACGAUUUAGACGUUUGACCGCGGUGGUAUACUGGAUAGGGCUCCUGUAACGGAGCGAAGCUGUGCCAAGUCGUGCAGACCUCUAAAAGUGGAGAGUCACUUUUCGGAUAGGUGAUCAUACUUACCGGAUAGCUUUUAGUGUCCGCACGAAAAGCUAUCCCGGUUUAGUGUGAACAUAGACUGAGUCAUUCCGUAAUUCGUUCUCAAGAAGUAAAUAUGAAAUCAAGGGAUCAGCUGCUAUUUUGCCACUUGACUUCUACAAUCACGCGGCAAAAAUGAUUCGUGGUCAUCAGAUACAGAGUGAAGUAGAGCGGAACGCAGUCCCCUUAUUUUGGUUUUCCUCUUAGUCAUCAGCGCAAGUGCGCGGAUCAGUCAGAUCUUCCGCCCCGUCCCUCGUCCCUGUGAACAAAUUUCUAUGAAUUUUACUAUCAUAAUGAUAGAAAUGUGAUAGUAAAUUUUAAGCGUGGGGUACAUGGGAAUAUGUUCAUUCAGUCAGUGACAAGGCGGUUCAAGAAAUUAUUCGGCGGCAUCAUGUUACGUUACAGAGUGAGGAAGUUCGAAACCAUAGGCGUACGGGAAAUUUUUUGCCAGGGGGGGGCGGUAAACCAUUUGCCCAAAAAAUUCUCGCAAGUUGCCCGAAUUUUUCGGAAUCGUACAGUCGAAAAGAAACGAGGGCCAUACGAUGCAACAACAGAGGCCGCACUGGCAUAUGAGGGUGGCGCGAUACUGUAACAGUUUUUCAGGGUCAAUACCUCCCAAUUCUGAGCAUAACUACGUCGCCAUAGACAAACAUUUGGAAAAAUUGCCACCACAGUUUUAUUAGAUAAAGUUGAAAAUUUGGCAUGAUCAGGAAUGUAAUGACAUCGGAGUUGUCAUAGCAACUAAAUGACGCCAUUGCCUAUAUUACUUGCAGUAAUAUUUCUCGGCACAGGGAACUGUUCUUACAAAAUCGUUCACGGAAACUUUUUCCUCAAAUAGUCGCCUCGAUGUUCGUGAAGUUAAAACGGAAACUGUGAGAGUGUUAUUGGGAUAUUUUGGAAUGACGUUUUCAUCGUUAGAAAUAUGGUAAAAAACGAAAAUCUUGCUGUUUGGCCGUUAUCGAACUGAGAACCAGUCAGCCACUUCUUCAUUUUCAGAUCUAUUGCUGAUGCUAUCUGCCAUACACUAUUCUACGAGCGGGAGAUGAUUCUAUUAAGAUAUGCGGAAGUUUAUUCUAAUCAAUUCACGACUGGAGAGAGCCCAUUCCAGUUAGUGCAGUGCAGUACAGUGCUCAACAGUAAAAAACCUGAUAUAAACCUGAUGAAGACUGGUAUUGGCCAGUCGAAAUAUCGCAACUUAACUCUAUUUCAUGUUGUUUGAUCAGUCCCUGCAGAAGUCUUCUUGACUGUAACGUUUUGAUCUAUUUUGACUGAUCACGAUCUUUUCGGAUCCGACGUUGAGCAGGAUUGAUCGUACACGGUUUUUGCAGUGGUUUUUUUACCUCAACUAAACACUUUAAAAAACUAUAAAUAUGUAAAUCAACGUGUGAUACCCUUUCCUAUUAACCAGAAACUCAUCACGUGCUAGACAACCUAUGUCUCGAGAGAAUGUAACUUGAUUAUUACGUCGACCGACGUCAGGAUUUUUGUCAGAAUAAAAUAUAAAAUAUUUAUCUCUUCAAAAUAACAUUAAAAAAAAAAACAGCGAAACGUCUUUAAAACCUGGCUUUGCCCAAAUUUUCUCUAGCUGCCCAAAAAAUCUGAGUUGCCCAAAAUUUGGGGGGGCUGCAGCCCCCCUCGCCCCCCCGGCCCGUACGCCUAUGCUCGAAACACAGUCCGAUAGUCACUUGCUCGAUGUGUGGAUCAAUCGGAUCAAGCGCCUCGUAACUGUUAAAAAAGCAAUUACACACAAAACUAAUCUUGAAAACAUCUAUAUUUUUUCGCAGACACCUGGGGGAAAGAGUUACGAUGCGGCAUAUGUCGUGGCGGUUGCGUUGGAUCGAAUGAUAAAGCAUGGGUCUAAUGUCAAGGAAACCUCACUGGGAUUCAAUUUUGACAGCGAAGACACCAGCAAUGUUUGGAAACCAGGGAGAACACUUAUGGAAUACAUUAAAAAUGUACGUGGAGGAAAAUAAGAAAUUUAAAUGUAACAUAAAGCUUUUCAACAAGCUCAAUUUAUCUUUUCUUUUUUUCUUUCUUUCUCCUCUUCUUUAUCCAGGUAUCCAUGGAUGGUAUAAUGUCACCGCUUUCAUUUGAUGAAAAUGGUUCCCCCGUAUAUGCUGAAUAUGAUAUUGUUAACUUCGCAAGAACUGGAUUCAUUCAGGUCACCAAGAAAACAAUUUUCUUUUUAUUCUCUUUUUAACUCACUUAAAUCGACUUAUAUUUUUGUUUCUGUGCCUGCCAUUUAUUGCCUUUAUUUUCAGCGAGCACAUCCGGCCAUCGCUGUUUCAUUCACUGAUAUUGCGACAAGUUUAAUAAUGUUAAAUAAAACAAUCACCAAGCCUGGUAAGAAUAAGGUCUAAAACUCUAAAUGAAAUUAAAAAUUUCACAAAGACACAUUUUUCUUUACACUGAGAAAUGCCUGAUCCCCAAGGAUAGGGAAAGGCUUGAAACUUACAUGGGAUCAGUGACAACAAUAACGUGUCCACUUCUAAGGCAAUGAUAAAAGAGUGGUAAUCAGUGAUUAGGCAGAAAGACGCACUUAUACGCCCGAUGUUUGAAAACUAGGGUCCUUGUUUGUGCUUUGUUAAUGGUUAUUAAGAAAGUUUUGAUUUAUUGUACACGUGCAGGUCGGUCGCUGGAGCUCACGAGAUGGCGUAGUGAUGGAUCCUCGGAAGCCUGUCUAUUGGCUUUCAGGCUCUGUAGCAGUUCCCAAAGAUAGCUCGGCAGUUGUUGAAAACACAACCAUUAGGGUAGUCACUGUCAUAGUAAGUAUCCGUCAGUUUUGUUAUUUUCAUUUUGUUUAUGUUUUUUUAAUAGCCUUGUUUGUGGCUUCUAAUCCAUUUUCGUUUUAUGCCUCGCUGGAGAUUUGCAAGUACCACUCCUUACUUGUUUUGAAUCUCGUUACGUCGACGACUGGACGUUACAGUUCAUAAUGAAACUCAGUUUCAAUGGUUGCAACCAUCAUACUAGACUCAUCAGCAUCGUGAAUUUCCUCAUUAUCCUAAUUAUUCAUUAUCCUAAUUAUUCAUUGAUAUGUUUUUAAAUAAUUCCUUGUCAAGUGUCUGCCAUAUCAUAAGUUUAAAAAAGAAUGGAAGUCCUGUCUUCUAACCAACCAAAUCUGACCUUAGUAUAUGUUCUAUCACUGAUAUUAUUUGAGAUUUUAUUCCACUCUUUACUGCUGCCAAUUAUUUCAAUAUGACGGUGUCCAACAAGAAAGCUCUUGCUACUUUGGACACCGUACACAAAUGAACUUAAUAUCUUUUAGUUAAUUAUUAUUUGUAGCUACUUUAUUUUCCUACUAUGUACACUUUUGUAAAUAUCUUGUAUAGUGUGAAUAAAGAAUUGAAUUGAAUUGAACUCUUAUUUCGUUGACUGACAACAUUGACUUCGAAAAUCACGGAUUUUCCGAGGCGGAAACAUUUUAUCACAUUAGGCGAUUAACCUACCGAGAGAGAAACUUUUGACAGAGUAUUUAGUAUACAGUACAAAUAAUACUGUAAUGUAAAGAAAUUUGUGUGGUUUUAAAUUGUAAAUGAUUGUAAAAUAUUAAUAGAGUAGCGUUGCUAUUUUGCGGCUCAGCACAAAAUAUAAUUUGUUUUCUUGACAAAUGUAAAUUGCUUUUAUUGUUGUAGUGACCAAAUGUUACAUUACUUCGUCUAGGAAAAACCAUUCGUUUUCGUCAAGCAAUCAAAGAGUGGGAAGACGACUUACGAUGGAUUGUGUAUUGACUUACUUGAAAAGCUUAAGGAAAGUAUGAAAUUCAGGUACACGAUAGAAGUGUCUCCUAAUAACAUGUAUGGGGCGCCAAACGUGUUCUCUGGGAAGUGGAAUGGAAUGGUCAGACAUCUCAUGGACGAUGUAAGUAGUAUUAGCCUAGCCUUUUUAUAUCCCUAAGAUCGCUUUAAACGGAUUGGCAAUCAUGUCCACUGCUGAAUGGUUAUGAGAUCCUUGAAUCUAAGGCUGUAGAGUUCUCUUUGGCUUCAGUGUCCUAUAGAGUGGGAGACACGGGAGCUACGGAACGGCCUACUACAUGUCUCAGUAUGAUCUGUUUCCGUUCCUUCAAUCUACACGCCUUCCGCCGUCACUGACGAGAAGUUUACUCUUAACUUCAUGAAAUAUGAAAAUUUCUACUUAAUAACUAACGCGCCUUUUAAGUUAAAAAAAAUGAGUAAAACUGUCUUCCGACUUACGUAACAGAGCUUAUCUGUUUCCUCCAGCUAUUUCGCCGAGUUGUUCGUCCUGAAAUCCCCGUUUCAAUUAGAUUUUUUAUAUAGUUUAAUUCAAGGUUUAUCGUAGUGGUUAGAAUUAGCUAAAUACCACAAUUUUUAUUUCUCGCAGAAAGCAGACCUUGCAAUUGGUCCUUUCACAAUCAGUUCCAGUCGACAAACAGUCAUUGAUUUCACUCAGCCUUUCCUAGACGUUGGUCUGUCAAUAGUUAUGAGGAAAGAGGAGGACAGUAAAUACAAAGUGUUUUCGUUUCUCCGUCCAUUUGACUUUAAUCUGUGGUUGGCAAUAGUUUUUAGCACUUUAGGUGUCGGUGUGUUUCUGUGGUUCCACAGUACUUUCAGUCCGUAUGGUUACCAUGGAAGAGUGGCUCAGGCAAGCGACCAGAGAACUGUUAAAAGGGAAGAACUGAGAACCAAAGGCUAUUUGCGGUUUUAUAACGCCAUUUGGUCUUCGUUUGCCUAUUAUGUCAGUCAAGGUCCUGAUGUUUUACAUCCGGUAUCAUUAUCCGGAAGAAUCGCUGUGGGUGUUUGGUGGUUUGCAGUACUGAUAAUAGGUAUUUACCAAGUGUUUAUAGUAAUCAUCUUAAUACAAAAAUCUAGCAAAGCCUAAAAGCAGAGCUCCUGUUAAAUACUGAAUACUUGAUAGAUUUUUUUUUAUCUCUAUUAACCCGAUGAAAAAAUUAAAAGAUCUCAAAGCAUGUGUCAUCUUGAUAGGAAGUACAUCAGAAGCAUUAAAAUCACGGAAGAUGAAGGAUAUAUUAUUUCGACACCUGUCAAUCGGCUUUGAAUAGAAUAAUAUAUAUAAAUUCCAAUCACUAUAUACUAAAACAUCGGAUAGUGUUUUCCGUGUGCUCUGAUUGUGCGACAGAAAGAUCGUAUUCUUGUUAUUUAAAUAUUGUGUAAACUGAUGUGGAAUUUCCCGUUGGCUUCAGCCUGACCUUCACGUGACGACCAAAGGUUUUCGCAUGGGUCAAUCCCCUAUUUACGUACCUUACUGCUCCGAUCCGCGCACGGGCUUGAGCUCCACUUUGAAUUUCGAAGUCUUUGAACGUUUUUAUGUGCCAAUAUUCUGAGUGGAAUGAGAAGAGACGAACGAUUAGGCCCAAACCGAAACUGCUAUCAAGUUCAUGCGUUAUUUUAAACCAAAAAAAAAUCCUUUUUUUUUUCGAAGGUGCCACAUAUACAGCGAAUCUGGCAUCAUUUUUGAUCGUUCAACGAUUUCAGACCCCAAUCCAAUCAGUGGAAGACCUAGCACGUCAAACUAAGAUCGAGUACGGAAUCCCUGGAGAGGGUCAGACACAAACAUUCUUCCAGUCUUCAAGUAUUCCAACCUAUGUCACAAUGUGGGAGUAUAUGAAGUCAAGUGGCACAAUCCUCAGGAAUGCCACGGAGGGAAUAAAAAGGGUUCGAAAGGAAAACUUCGCCUUUAUAUUUGAUUCGCCAGUGCUCGAAUAUCAUGUUCAACAACCACCAUGCAACACUCUCCAUACGAUGGGAAGGUAACUAUAUUUUUUAAGACCCCCUUUCACAAUUCUAAAUAAGGCUUUUUGCUGUGAACACGGCGAGUUUGUGAUUUUAAUCUCAUUGAUUACUUAGUAGUCAUUAAAUGAGAUAUUGUGAUCGCCCAGAUUUAAGUUUCGCUGGUGCACUAUAAACCAGCUAGCGUCUUUCACUUGGGUUGUUUGCUGCCUUCCUGCAGUGUUGAGUUUGACUGUUUAUUGUCUACAGGAUUUUUGGCAAGUUUGGUUAUGGUUUUGGCCUUCAGAAGAAUUCUCCAUUUACUCAGCAUUUUAGCGUCAAUGUUCUGGAGCUCCGACAGAAGGGCUACAUGGAAACAAUGAAAACAAAAUGGCUGAGUGGAACGUGCGAGAAGGACACAGAGUCACGUAAGUGGUCUCAUUACCUUAAUUUUAAUAUACAAAUAUGCAAGUCCUUGACCGCACAUGAGAUACUUUAGUUAUAAAUGGAAAAUUGUUCUGUGAUUAUGCGUUAUUACCUUACUAUCCCAAUAUUUAGUUCACUACGUAAAAGAUCUUUAAUAGGUCAACCCUCUUUCUAUUCCCUAGGAAUUGAAGAUUCUUGGAUCAAUUUUGGUUUCUGGGAAACUGCCCACCUACCCCUCCCCUAAACUAAAAUUAACACUUACUUCUCACUUUGGGCAAAAUGAUGGCUUAGGGGAGGGGUAGGUGGGCCGUUCCCGAGAAACCUAAAUUGAUCGAUUUUUUAUAUUUUACCUUCCUGAACAACGGGCGUUUCUUGCGGAUAAAGGAUCGAAGAGAACAAUGCUAUCACACACUCUAUAACAAAAUAAGGCAACAAACGGAGAAACAUUUUUUGGCCGAACUAAGGAAUACCCUGAGACUUUUUGGACACAUAGCGAUUCAAGCAAUUAUGUGUUUCUUAUGUUUCAGAGUCCACCUCUUCUAUUAACACAUCUGGGGAUGUGCUCACGUUUACAGACUUGUCAGGUGUAUUUUACUGUGUGAUUUUUGGUAUGGUUACCAGUGUGCUUGUGUUACUCGGCGAGCUUUUUAUCGAGGCUCACAAGGAUACAAGGCAAAAUAACAAAGAGGUAGUAAAGACUGGUUGAUAUAUAUAUUUUUCGCAGAUGAUAACUAAUAACUGCAGUUAUAAAAGCUUUUAUUGUAGGUCCUAAGAGGAGAAGGAGGUCAUAAAUAUAGAUAAACAAAUUAAUAAAUGAGUCAUAAAACAAAAAAUAAUAAUAAUUGUACUUUUUGGACAGAUCCCUCCAAGAUGAGCUUUAACGGCAAUGUAGCUUCAGUUUUAAGCCUAUGAACAAUGAUGGCUAUUGACGGUAACGAUAUAAUAGCAACCGGGUUUUCAAAGAUAGUUAGUUUUGAACGAAUGUAAUCGAUUUCCUUAUAUACUAUGUAUCUAUUUUUUUCUUCAAAAUAGAUUAAAAUCUACUAAAACAAUCAUACAAUACCUUAUUUUACAAUUAUUUCGUAUCUGAAAAUUCUUAAAAUAAGGUAAUUAAACUUUUGCUUGUAAAACUAUUAUUGUUUUCAUCAUCUUCAUCGUCAUCAUCAUCAUCAUAGAAAUUAUUUUCUUCAUCAUCAGCAUAAGAAUCAUCAUCAUCAUCAUCAUCAUCAUCAGGGUAUAAGUAGUAAUUGCAGUCUGCUUCAAAGGCCACCAACUUUUCCGUCCGUGAAUUCUAGCAUGGCGAACAUUAACCUUUCGAAAUCAGAUUUUUUUUAGAUUUUAGUGUUAUAAUCAAACUUACAAUAAAUAAAUGUUUUUCUUUUUUAUCAUUAUUAUUUUACUCUAGGCUCGAAUAGAGGCCCUGAAGAGACGCGUAAUAACAUCAUGGCGAGCGUACCAAGGAAGGACUCGGUCCAGUCCUUCGUCAGUCGACCCUGUAGAAACUCAAGGAAAGGAUUAUUCUGAUUUAUUUCCUCGCAGGCUUUCAACAGAAGAACUAAGCAUUGAAGAUUUAGAGAAGAGGAAAAGUAGCCAUAUGAAUGGUUUUGUAACCAAAGCCAACGAUGAAGGACACGACAAUGAAGAAAAAUCGAAGGGCUAUAGGAAAAGUUCCGUCGUAUAGCCUGUUGAGAGUAUGAAAAGCCGCAACGCAAAGACUAGAAUAUCUAAAGUUAUUAGAUAAAGCUGGAUUUGGGGAAGAUGAAAAAUUAUGAUGAUAGAGGAAGUUGCUUUGCCUUAUCUGAAUCUUAAGGCCUCGCAGAAUAACGCUUUAGUACGAAAGCCGAAUUCAUUUAUGCUUGUUGUUGAGCUCACAUAUGCAGACGAUACCGACGUUCAGUGGCAUUUUUGUAUUAAUUUUGAACAAAAGACUUUUGAUCACGUCAAUUAUUCGUUCUUCUCAACGUGGCUAGCGUUUGAGAUCACCGGCCAGUCAGUUUCUUGCUUUCGAGCUCUGCAAAGCCAUCACCUUUUUGUGGCGUCAUUUGUGCAAUGCUUUUAUUCAUCUCUGGAGGAAUGGCCGAAGUAUUUCAAGCUUUCGGUCAGCGUGAGCGUUAACCGGUUGUAAUGGCCGAAAGUUGACUGGUCGAUCUAAGUCAGGGAGAAGUAAUUUAAAUGAAUAAUAAUGAAAGUGAUACUAUUUCUUACGACUAGUUUGACAUGAAAGAGUAGUCAGGGCUACCGCCUCUACAAUUAGUACCAAAACUGCCUAGUAAAAUAAUGUAAAAUAUGUACAUAUGAGAUUGUUAUUAACGUAAACAUGAAAAUUGCUUUGUUUUUCAGUUUACAAACCUGCGUCAUGCUUAAUUUGGUAAAUCUGACAAUUUUAUUUGGAAAAUGACCAAUUUUAAACGCAUUGGUGGCGUAAAUUAAGUAUUGUUUCUUUUUAACAGUGGCCUAUCUUUUUAAUUCAAAACUUGAGAUAUAUCUCAUCUUAAGAUGGCUUGGACAAUCCACCUCUAGGUAAUCAAUACCUUUGAAUAUUGGCGUAAUCAUUGAACUUCCAAAUAUCAUUGAUGAACCAUAAUUAUAGCUACAUAGCAUUAUUAAGUCAUUGUUAGUAGCCAAAACUCAAUCAAAUGGCAUAGAAUUUCUUUUUUUGUUACAAAAAAGCAAUCGAUGAUAAAAAAAAGCCAUUUAGUAGCCCUGAUGUAGUUCUGCAGCUAUUGUUCAACCAUAGGAUGUUUCUAUAAGGUUCGGUUACCAUUACCAAUUUAUGAAUUUUUAUCAAACAUUCAGAAAGGUUGGUGGUAAUUGUUCUCUUCUCUGAAUUGCUCUCUUAAAGAGCCCAAGAGUCAUGGGGUCCUGUUCUCUUUUACUUUCAUGCUUGUUGCAUCAUAAACGCAGCCAUUAUGAUAGCUUUCCUUAGCGCUAUAAUUUUCUUUAGGGGCGGCCAGUAAAACUGUCAACUUAAAACACGUUUUCUAAUUUGCCACUUUUGAAACGAGAAGUAAACUGGGCCGAGCUGACUUUCGCAAAGACUGCUGGGACAGUUACUGGCCAACAGGCAACAGCCGACUGACGCGUCCCAGUAGAGAUCCCAGAAACAACCGCGGGACGCAUUUUGAUUCCAGUUCCCCUCCCGUUUCUAAAAAGGCGCAUAAAUGAUAAAAAAACGAAUAUGAUGAGUGUCAGUUUACAGACAUCAGAUGAACUCUGGCACACACUGUUUUUCAUGUCUACAAAGGCAAUAAGAUCGAUUUAUUUCGUUAUGGACUAAAGGAUGACUAGAAUUUGCCUUGAAGACACUUGUUGGAUAAGUUAUGGUUACUCUUGAAAAUAAUAACUUACAUGUAUUGUUCUUCAAACAGUGGGCUAUGGUAAAUUAAAGAAAUGGUAAUAAAAAUUAUUCAUUUUGUAAAAGGAUUAUUACAUGUUGUGUUUUUAUAAUGACUAGUGGACCCUCGCGUUUUAUUCGCAGCACGCCAUCCAUCGUUAUUGAAUCACAGCAGAAAUCUGUGAUUGCAGCAAAUGUUGUUUGGGAAGUCAUACUGAGUUAAAGAUAAAAGAUUUCAAUUUUCUGUGUUAUUGAUGGUCUCUUUGCUGAAGUCAUGAUGAGUCAAUGUCACAAGUAGAAUAUGACAAAAACACACUCAAAAAAGUUCAAAUAAGAAACUUCAUUUGUUUUACUGGCCCAACAAAACAGAUGUUUUGAAGUUUUGAUGUAGAUAGCUUAAGUGUGCAAAAAGAGGACAUGAUGAAGUUUUUACAGACGACUUUCGUGACCUUUUCAAUUAUGUUUCUUCAAGUCUUUCUCGUGAAUGGCCUGAUGUUGAAAGUAGGUAAGUUAACAAAUUUAUCAAGCAGAAGGAUAUUGAAAUAAGUAUCACUUAAUAGACAGGUCAGUUCCGAUAACUAGGGCAUUUUAAAAUACGGUGACUCGCGCUUAUCAUUUCUAUUCAAAGUUUUUAUUAGCCUACAAUAUUGCUGUUUACAUUUGCGAAUUAUAUUAUGCAGAUUACAACGCAUUAUUUACUGAACGAGUCGUUUAACCUGUAAUAUUAAUCUCUAGAAAGUUUAAAGCCAUUGUUCAACCAUCGUUCGAAGGCUACUUUCAAGUUAAUCACAUGAACCUUAGAGCGCUUGCUUAUCAAAGUCUAUUUCAUUGGGUAGUUCUUUCAUUUCUUUGGAUUUAUGAUCCUAAUUACUUCGACCAUUUCACUGCAGUUAAAGGUGCAAAGAAAAGAAAUAUAUGAAUUAACUUGUCUAACCGCAGACAGUACGGUUUCGGCCUUCUGGGCCUCGUCAGUGCAGUGCAGUGAUGCUAGGAUGAAGGUAAAAUUGACUUGCCGGAGAGAAAGAAAUAGACACUCACGAGGUUUCAUUAUAGCACUACUGGAUUCAUUCGCAGACUCAAAGGGUCGCAGUGCAUACUGAAUAAAUGGCCUUUACUACGUUUAAGUUGUCUGCUUAAGAGGUUUGAUUACUGCUUUAGACUAGUAAUCUAAAGAAGAUGCUGCAGAACAUCCCACAAGGCUCCUAGAGAGUUCAUUUUACGUUUCUUUGAUCGCUUUUUUUCUGUUUCUUGUGAAUAAAAUGUUGCUAAAAGGAGCCAUUUUCGAGGACGUAUCAUUAGUAAGAUCUUUCCUUGCCGCUAUUGCUGAUGUCAACGAAGAUCCCAAUAUUCUGCCAGGAAUACAGCUUCAAGCCGUCAUCAAUAUAACCAAACCACUGGACGCUUUUGACAAUUUAAAAGCAGGUAACUAAAUAAUUAUACCUCAUCCAUUUGUUACCAAAAUGAAUCAACAAUCACAGGCUUAAGCUCUCUAAAGUUGCCCCGAACCUUAAAUUCCUGGCUUGAAGUGGCGAGUGCAUAGGACGUUAGCCUGUAAGCAGGCCCACGUGUGCGAGUUCGUGGAAAAUUUUGGCUUCGCGAGCCGCCGGGAAAUGGGGCGAGGAAAAAAGUACUUUACCUCGCACGCUGGCGGCAGCGCCGCCAAAAUUUUCCCUGAACUCUUAAAAGUGAGCCUGCUCGCAGGCAAAUAGGACGUACACCUUUAAGUAUCGUUGACAAUUUAUUAGCCCUGGCUAAAUAUUAAUAAAGGCCUCUAGCAAUGAAAAUAAUCUUUCUGCAUGCUCAUCUACAGAUGUAGUUGGAUUACUUGCUCAAUUUUGGAACUUGUACCUUUGUAUCAGAGUAAUGAUAUUUUGCAGUAGUUGUACGUUUUGAGCAUAUAUAUUUAUAUACUCCAAUUGAAGCAGCCGCGAUUCAGUGCCCAUUCCAAUCAACUAUAUAAGUAACAGCUGCACUAGCUUUUUAUUAUGAAAAAAGCGGCUAUUCCAGGAAACAUAACAUUUUUCAACUCUUAUCCGUUUUCGAAUAUUAACAUUGACCUCAUUAGAUAAAGAGAUUUUUGAUGCACUUAUGACAAAUGCAGAUACAGAUCUCUUGCCAUUGUUCUUUCCCUUCUCUUUCAGCGCAGUAUUUAGGUCAUCUUGGUGUAGUUGCCAUUGUUGGUCCUUUUAUGUCCUCCGAUGUGAAGUACACCCAGCCCUACUUUUCAGGGUUCCAUAUUCCACAAUUUGCUCCGGUGGCAACAGAUCCGACCUUCUCUUCCAUCCCGGCUAAUUUUCCUUAUCUUGUACGCAUGAGCCCAAGCGACAUUGUUCAGUGCAAGGCCUUGGCGGGACUUAUUGAAUACUUUAACUGGACUCAGUUUGCCCUGCUUGUAUCAAAAGAUGAUUACGGUAAACAAUUUCCAUGACUUAUUUACUCUAAGGGAGGGUAAAUUAUGUGAAAUCGCAAAUAAUAAUAAUAGUAAACACACAAAAAUAUAUAGAGAGAAUCACACCCAACUCGAAGGUAGUUCUGUCUACGGCGAUUUUCUGUUUUGUGUGCCGUCCAAGGAUAAAUAACAACGAAGAGGCUAAGCAUCACGUUAAUAGCAAAGGGCCAAUGGCCGCUUCCUAUUUGUCCAUGGCCGUCUUCUGGAGACUCGGUGCUCUAUGUCAUUCAGGGAACUUCAACAGUUGUCUUUACAUUGGCCACAGGCAGCCGGCCUUCUGCAAUCCGAAAUCGCGUUUAACCGGCGUUUAUGAACUCACUUUUAUCAACUCUUUUAUGUGCAACACGAAAUAUACCGUGUUCUGUUUAACAUGCUUCAUAACCAAAUCUUUAUUCAGUGAACGUAAGAGUCAACUUCUUAAUACUGAAAACGUACGUUGAAAUACAAAACUAAAAUGGUGGAAAAGGAUCACGUUCUCAUCGUCUCUUCCAUGUCACGGCUUUUGUGGUUACAGUCUUUCAACGGACACAAUUUUCAGCUACGUUUAGAUCUCCGCUGCACUUAAAAUACAAUUUAAUUUCAAGUCAAGGUGAUAUCGUUAGCAAGUAUGACAUGCAUGGAGGACUAUUUAUUUCAUUCCUACAGGAAUCAAUGGCCUGUUAGCUCUGAAGGAUGAAGCAUACAAACGAGGUUGGCUGGUUGUAGCACACGAACACUUUGAGCCCAUCGCAGACCCCUUCAAACUCAAAAUUAGUAAACAGCUGAAAUGGAUCAGGCAAACAGGCACUAGAAUUGUUGUUUUGAACUGUUACAAAAAGUACUCGAGGCAGGUUAGAAUGAUAUAUAAUACUAGGGGUAGCCAAUCCACAAAUCUUGAACUUACAGUUUUGUUUGUUUGUUUUUGUUUUUGUUGUUUUUGUUGUUGUUGUUUUCAAUGAUGAUGGGACAAUGAUGAAAUUUGAGUCUGUGCAAUGACUUACCCACUCACUCACUAAAAAGAGUGUCACCAACGGCAAAUUGUCGUCCUUGAUUUUAGCAUGGUUUGGUCUUCUGUUAGGGAUGAAGCAAAGGGAGAAUCCUGUCGAGCAACUCCUCUUGCUCUCUUGCCUUCUCUUCAGCUGCAGUACAUACAUAUUUAAACAGUAAAAAAAUAUAUAUUUUACGGAUUAUCACGGUGACGGGCGUAACUAUGGGGCUACUUUCCUAUACACCUGGUCAUCACGUGGGCAUCGCUAAUAGCUAUUUUGGAAUGGAAUAGGGCAGCUGAUUAAUGCUUGUGUUUUAAUCUGUAAAUAAAACAAAAAGUGCAUGGAGAAAUAUUUUAAAUAGAUCCUCAAGCAAGCAGGUGACCUUGGAAUGACGAAAGACUGGGUCUGGAUUGUUACAGAUGCGCAAACAGAAAAGGUAAGGAAGAGAUACAUUGAAUUUGUGGUCAUAAGAUUCACCAAUAACAGGCGUGACACUUGCGCUCUAGUAAAGACAAAAUAUCAAUAACACAUGAGUGAACAUCAUGCAUUUUAAAGAAUGUAAAUAUUAUUCAAUCAUUCAUUUAUUGAUAUACCUUUACCGAUUCUUAACAGGACUGGCAAACACUCGGCGAUGAAUUCUUCAUAAAUCAGUUUUAUGGAGUCAUUGGCACACGUCUUGCAUUCGGCGAGGGAACUCGUUACAAGGAAGUUGCAAAGCACUGGAAAAGCUACCAACAUGGUGAACUUAAUGUACGUACCCACUGCAAACCAAGGCCAUGAUCUGAUUAAGCCCCGCAAUCCUGGGGAGCGCUCAUCACUAUAACUAUACUUUAAUUAUCCUUCUAAUCUUGCCUUGUCUCUCCAUUGCAAUUGUUACGAUGUUCGUUAAAAUACCAACGAAAAUGAUAUCACAGUAGUAUAGGGAAUAAGCGUUAUAAGUCUGGUGGAUCAGGAAGGACUGUGUGAAUCGACCGUGGGUGUGACGUCACUGAUAAGGAUAAGUGAAUAGAACCUGUGUUAUGACGUCAUAGACCAAAAGAAUACCUUGUACAGCCUUUCUUGGGCCUUCCCGAAGUGGAAUAUAUACUUGAAUGUAUACUCAAUGUACUUAUCAAGUAUAUUGAGCAUUAGGAAACCCCCAAUUAAAUCAGGGGAUUUUCAGAAGGAAGAGAUCAGACCACAUCAUCCAUUUAGCACUUCCAUGUAGGACAACAAGAACCCAUAGUCCUAACUAGCUAUAGAGUAGAGCCACAAAUGAAAAGCAUACGAAUCUUCCUGCCUAGAUUUUAACAUCUUUGUUUUCACAAAUCAGGUUGUUUCAGGAAAGAUUUUUGACUCCACCUUGGUUUUAGCUUCUGCACUUCAUCACAUGGUAUUAGACGGGUACGAUGUCAAAGGGGAAGACGUUGGUUUUAACUUCCACAAGGGCCGUGUCUUGCCAUGGAGAAAUGGAGAAGACUUAAUGAAAUACAUAAAGAAGGUUGGGCUCUUUCAUUAGUUUUUGAAUUUAAGUCACAUUCAAAGUGCUCACUGACUCAAAUAUGUAAAAUAUUAAAGAAGAUUGAACGGACAAUAAAUAUUGCUGUAGUUAUAUUGCGCCAAUUGCAUUUAGAGAACAAACUCCAACAAGUGACAAUGAAUCAUCAGCUUUUUUGUAAAGCUGGUCGCAGAUGGGUCGCUUAUCAAAUAGUAAAGUACAAACGUUAACAAGACAUUGAAUGGUACUCGAAACAUCCAGAGACAACUUAUAACAACAACAAAUAAUGUAAAUUUAAAUGAAAUUGUCAGGUCAACAGAACUGGAAUUAUGAAUGACUUGGAAUUUGAAACAGAUGGAUCGCCAAAAUUUAAAGAUUACGAUAUAGUAAAUUUGGGAAGAACAGGUUUUGUGGAGGUAAGUUGGCAUUUUUUACAUAUAAAAAUUAGAAUAGCUAUGCCAUUAAUAAUGACUUACUGCACGGUUCAAAUAGCUAAAGAAGAAAAGAACGAUACAUGCAUAUGAGGUCAUAUGUCUAUCAGUUCUUGCACGUACGAGAAAAAUCAUACACGUUCCGCAAUUAAAAGUUGGAAUUCAGUUGAUGCACGUAGCCGUUAUUAUAUUUUGAAUAUUUUUUAACAUUCAAGGUUGGUAAAUGGAGUCCGAGAAAAGGAAUUGUAAUGUAUCCUGAAAAACCGGUUUUAUGGCUGUCCCAGUCGCUUAAGGCACCUCGUGACAGAGCAGACACAGUGGAAAACGUCAGCAUUCGAGUUGUAACAGUAGUAGUAAGUAAAAAACGAAAGAACAUUUUUCUAGCACAAGACUCAUUGACUCUCGAAACUUCUUUGACGAUUUUAUUUUGACAAUUUUCUCCACUUUAGAUAGGUACUAUACAGUUUUAACUUUUUUAUCUCUUUCCUUCUGAUUAUCCCAUCCAAUCCAAUAAUUUUUCUCAUUUAGUUCCUGUAACGUCAUCAAUUCUCUAGCCUAUUGUAAUAGACCUUAUUCGCUCAUUUGUUUUGUUGCCCCAAUUAAGAUCGAUAUGACGAUACUCAAAGGAGUUUUCUGUUUCAAAAUUGGACAUAUUCAUCCUCCCAGUGUGCACACUUGCUUCUAAAUGUGCAAAGGUUUGACUUUCCGUCAUUUAAAUUGUCACAUGCUUGACUGGAGACAAGACAGCCACAGCAUAAGUGAAUAUAAAGUCUAUCACAACACAUCAUUUACCAAACACUUAUUCUUGUUUUGGUGAGGAAAUUUUAGAAGACUCGAAAGUGUGAGGGCCGGGUUACUUAACGUCCUUUAUUUUUUUUAAAAAAAAGUCACUGACAUUUAAUCGCCCUCAAAGAUUAGUUGCCUAGUAUCUACUCAUCCGCUGUGUAAUUUGUUGCCCAGAGUUAAAGAAUCUUCAAAACGUCUAAGAACUCGAACGAACCUAUCAAGUUUUAUUAAUAGACUGUAUUUUAGACAUUGUUUUACUUUUUAACUAAUAAUAUUAAACAUGUAAAUAAUUUAUAGGUAUGUAUUUAUACUUGUAUAUCAAAGACCAACGGCAGAGUUUAAGGUACAUAAUCAUAUCAACUUUGAAAUGCAAGCAAGAAGAGAGUCAAGAGAUACAUCCCGAUAUAAACAAGUUUGCACACUAAAGAAAAUCCGCCUCUCAUUUUUUAGAAUAUACAUUGUAGUGAAUAUUUUUGUGCCAAGUCAUUUUUUAUGCAAGCGAUUCACUGACAUUAAGCAAAUGAUACAUCAAUUCAAGCCGGUAUCCAGUGCUAUGACAUAAGCAUUUUUAUGCCUGUUUUUUAGGAACCGCCAUUUAUUGAACAAGAAGACGUUAAAACAGGCGAAAAGGUGUACACGGGAUAUUGUAUAGAGCUGCUCGACAGACUUCAACUUGACAUGAAGUUCAAGUACACAAUUGAAGUCUUACCAGUAAAUGUUUAUGGAUCAAAGGAUUCAUUCAGUCAAAAGUGGAAUGGAAUGAUGGAAUAUUUGGUAGACAGGGUAGGUUUUUUUACCAGUAUUUUCGUGAAAAGAAAAACUCUCUUUUCUCCUUACAAUAAGGGAUUUUUCUUAACGCAAUCUAUUAAUUAAUUCAACAAUUCAUAAUAAUAACAACUUUAUUUCCCAUAAAUUUUAAUGGAUGCCUUACAUCUUGCUGGUCUCCACUUCUAAUCAGUCUAGAUCUUUUUAUCCCACCUUAUUAUUCAUUCAAAAUAUUUCCCCAUUCUGAUUGGCUAAAAGCAUACGCACAAUUCACCAUAACCAGUUACUGAUGACCAAAUUUGGAAGAAUUCUAGUUUAACGAGGAAACGACGUCAAAAAUGCAGCCUUCUACAGGUUAAUGCACCGUUCACCGAGAUGACCUGGGGACGAGAUUGAGUUGUUUUCGUUGUGAGAACUAAAAUGGCGGGUACCUCACUCGUUUCAAGAGUAAAAACUACAGCUGGAACUAGGCGAAAUAAUGGCUGAGAACAUAGCAAAAACAGCAAGAAGACAACUCGGAGGGCGAUAUCUGCUAUUUGGAGAAUAUUUGCGGAGCUGGACAAACCUAUACGUACACUAUCGAAGAUAAACUUAAGAUCGAUUCAGGUAAGCUUGUUUUAGCUAUGUUUUUAAACUAGGAAUUAUUUUGAUUGAAUAAUAAAGCAAUUAAUGAAUUCGGCUUUCGCAGGAUAUGAAGAAUUAAGCAGAUCUCGGAGGGUGUUAUCCAUCUCGGCCUUCGGCCUCUGUGGAUAACACGCUCCGAGUUCUGCUUAAAGGGACUGGUUCACGAUAAUGCGCAUGUGUGAGUUCUGACAGUAGCUGAUUGUUUUUCAACCAAUCGGAAGCGAGUUAGAUGCACGCAAGUAAAUUUACAAAAUUCAAAUUAAUUGUUCGCGACGCGAGAGUAUUUCCGGGCAUUUGGUUUGAUUUUAUUUAUCCCCAUAAUUCAAUUUUAUUCUUUGCUACUCCUCAGACAUAUGUUGCAGCCGAUAAGAAUAAGAUUUACAGCCCUGUCCUGCUUUGAAACAAACAUUUACCAACGUGUAUUUUUACGAGGUCGUACCCGCUACGCUAAAAACAGUCACCGAUCGGCAAACAAAAUUUGUAAACAAACAUCUUAUUACUGUUCUCUCAGUUCGCCUUAUAUAAACCCAGAAAUACCUACAAAUAGCGCCGGACCGGUGACAAAAACACACAACGUAUGAGUAUAAAGAUUAUCCUUAAUUGAGCAUAAAUUUCAAUUGCUUAUCAGCAAAUGAACAAAUUCAUUCGCGUUGCAUCGGGUCAGUGUUCCGCAAAACAAAUGUUAUCGAGUAGCACACAUAAAGAAACUAGAUUAUGAACAGAAUAUUCAGGCAAUAAUUUAUUUUAAAAACAUCAAUUCUUAAACAUAUACGAUCGUAAAGCAAAGAUACAAGGAACAUUUCAAGUGUACCAGAUCGGUGAAGAUCGCGCGGCCUGUUGCGGUAUAACUACAGGUCAGAGUCAAAAAUCAAAUCAAAGUUGAACGAACUAAUGCCUUUAACCACUUUCCAAGUGUCGUGUAUUCUUUUCGUAUGCCACACACUACUCCUAGAACCAUACCAGAUCGAUAGGCUAAGCUUCUCUAUCUCCAGAGACUCUUGAGAACGUCCUGUUGCCGGACGGCCACGAUGCUCUUCUCAACCUCCAUGAUCAAAAAAAACGUAAAACGUAACCAGUCAAACGACACAACCAGACGUUAAUCACCACUACCGAAGUAUAACUAGACCAGCCAAAGCGACGGAUGUCCGAAUAAAACGAAGGAUUUUCAAUGAUUGUACCGGUAAUGGCGAUUUCGAAUUUAGUGUUGACCCAACAAAUUUAUUCUGAAGAGACAAACGGCGCGCAUGCGCAUUAUCGUUAACCAGUCCCUUAAAUUCUUCAUAUCCUGCGAAAGCCGAAUUCAUUAAUUGCUAAUUAAAGGAUGAUAAACUAAUCUUUCAAAACUAUGUAAUUUGUGGUUUAGUUAUAGAAUUACGAAAAAAAACCAUUUUGACAUUCGAACAAUUUAAUAAGCAUUAUUUCUGUCACAUAACAUACAGCUAGGUAACAGUUUCACACGAUGAAAAUUUCCGUCCAGGUGAUGAACAUCUCCCACUUGUCGCUGUCAAUCUCUGCAAUUCGGGCAUUUCCUUUAGAUGCGUACAUACUGAUGAGCCUAAGCUACCCCUGCCCGCUUAACGCUAAUCCAUCCAUCUAUUCAUUCAUAUAUUAUUCUUCUUCAAUGAUAACAAUAGUAAUAAUAAUAACAUAUUGUCGUUUAUUUUUUAAAUUUAUUUUGUUCAUUCAUCUCUUGAUACCCUUGUUAAUUGAUUUACAAAGGUCUUUAUAGAAGUGAAAAGAGCGUGGCUCGUAUGUAUUUUAAAAUUGUUCUUAACAGAAAGCUGAUCUCUCCAUUGGACCACUAACCAUCAGCCCUCUGCGUCAAACAGCAGUGGAUUUCACACAGCCCUUCAUGCACCUUGGUUUUACGAUUCUUGUCAGAAAAGAUUUCAAGGAGGAUUACAAAAUGUUUUCUUUUCUAAAGCCUUUUAAUUCUAACCUUUGGAUAGCUAUGGCUGUGGCCACGAUUUUAGUUGGUUUUUUCCUAUGGUUGCACUCUACCUUCAGUCCGCGAGGCUAUCACGGGAGAAUUGCCCAGUCACGUGAUCAUCACUCCGUCAAAGAAGAUCACUGGAGCACACGUGACUGUCUGCGGUUAUUUCAAUCCACAUGGUCAUCGUUUUCAUAUGCCGUUGGUCAGGGUGCUGAUACAGCACAUCCAGAGUCUACAUCCGGGAGAGUGGUUGCCGCAUUCUGGUGGUUUGCAGUGCUCAUCAUAAGUAAGACUUAGAGUAAGACAACUUGAGUGUCAGUCACUUUGAUAAACCGUUACUUAAAUUCGAACCUCCAUUAAGCAGCCACCCUUGUAGCUACGGCAGGUGGUCGCUCAACAAAGGUUUGUCAUAAAUUCUCUUAAUUCUUCAGCGGAAAAAUCACUUCAUUUGAAACUAAACAUGCGACGGGAUUGGCAUUACUGAUUCAUAAUCAGUCAUCACCCUCUAUCUCGGACUGUAAUUUUCCUUCAUCGUAGUCUUAACAUAAACCCUAGUAACUAAGCGCGUCAAACGCUUAAGGCCUCUUUAUAGAGAUUGCCACAAUAGGAACUCUCGCUACAAUCGCUAAAAGGUAGCCGAUGCCGCUUGAUAGAGGUAGGCUUUUUUGUUUAUACUGAAUUCGUCUCUACCAUUAUUUCGGGCCAUUGUUAAUGACCGCUUAGGGAAGAUUGGCCUCUCAAUAACUGCCAGCUUGAUGGGAGUUUAAUUGAAUUUUAAAAUGCUCCUUAAUGAAAUAAUGUUGUCUUGUACAUGAACGAGUAUUAUGUGUGAAAAGUCAAGUCUAAUUUAAUAAGAUGGAUCACACUUUGCGCAUAAAUCCCAUAGCCUGCAUGGCGGAACUAAAUAUAAAAUCCAAUUAAAGCGAAAGACAAAAAAAAAAGGUCCGGAAUAUGUAAUGCUGCAUUAUACAUUUUGUGUCUGGAAUUAUCGUAGAACAAUAGCAAACAAAUCCAGAAGUAAAUUUGCUUAACUCUUUCAACAAUCUGAACUGAGACAUAAUCCAUGCCAUCCCUUAAAGGGGCUUUGUCAAGACUGUCUAGUUUAUUGCCAAAUACACGUCCUUAUAAUCAACGAAACUUAACGUAAGCAAUAUGUGACAAAAUCACCGCUUCAUGUGAAAAAAUUUGGUUUGCAAUCCGUUUCAAUCUUCUUCAAGUUUGUUCAUCCGUGCCUCAUUUUGUAUUUGCUGGGUUGUCUAUACCUUCUUUUACUGUAUUGAGCUGUUAUUUUUCUCCUCCAAUCCAUUUGGUGGAGGUUUCCACAGUUUGAAUUUUUUGAGUCUGAAUUAUAUGGACUGUAUCAAAGUUCAAGAAAAGAAAAAGAAAGUUACAGUGUGUUUCCGUUCUCGACAAAACGUGAAAUUAGGCACUUUCACGUUGUACGGGCGCUCGUUCAACGACGGCUAAGAAAUGUACAAAAAAGCGUGUUGUUUUGCUAAUCUAAACCUAUUGCUUUUUUGCUGUUGUCGUUGCCGUCGCCGUCGUCGUUGCCUGAAUUUCUUGAUAACUUUUUCAUCUAUCUGUUCGCAGGUGCGUCUUAUACAGCCAACCUGGCCAGUUUUUUAAUCACAGACGUUUUCGAUACUCCUAUUGAUAGCCUGGAAGACUUAGCAUCACAGACCAAAAUAAAAUACGGAUGCAUAAAGGAUAGUCACAUCAUGACAUUUUUCCAGAUGUCGCACGUUCCCGUUCAUGCAAAAAUGUGGGCGUUCAUGCAGAGACAUGAAACUUUGGUAAAAAACAUGACGGAGGGAAUUCAAAGAGCAAAAGAAGGAGGUUAUGCGUUUAUAGGAGAAUCAGAAAUGUUAGAGUACUACACUAAACAAAAGCCUUGCGAUACACUGACAACAAUUGGAAGGUGAGCGAAUACACCCAAAGGAAGUAUCAUAAGGGAAAGCAACCAAACUGAUACAGUGCAAUCCAGGUUAAGCGUCAGCACAUCAUUUUUUACAUUCAUUGCCUGCCAAAUAAGAAAUAUAUAAGCCCUAUACGGCUGGAUGAAACACCUUUUUGUCAUGUUCCUUCGUUCUUCAAAUGUUUUGUUCCACACUGGACAAACAGAAUCUAGAAGAAUUUUGAUGUUUUCUUGUCAGGGAGUAUUUCCAAGAAAAAAAAACAAAACAAAAUAUACAAACAAACAAAGCUGUGGUUUAGUCCUGAUUCCUUCAUUUUAAUUUCCGAUCCUGUAUAAAACCAAAUUUAGAUAGCUGACUGCUUUUUGUUUUUAUGAACACGUCUCUUUUUCAACGGUAUUUAGUAACAUUUUGUAUAAUUAUAUUUGUUAAGACGGGUACCAUAAUACGACAAACGACUGAACCGGGCAAAUUCUGCCAUUGUUAUGUUUACAUGCUAGUGUUUAUUUUUUCAUAGGAGUUGCCUUAAAUAGCAUGAUCGCUUGGCUAGGAUCAUUUGAUUAAUACUGCUUAUUUCUUUUGGCCUAACCGAAUGAACCCCUGAUGAAAAAGAGAGGGAGAUGGGAAAGAAAUUACUUUAGGACGUGUCCUUUUCUCUCUUUACAGAGUUUUUGGAAAGUUUGGCUACGGAUUUGGACUCCCCAAAAACUCACCCUACACAGAGCAGUUUAGCGUGAAAAUCCUUGAACUGCAGCAAAAAGGAUUUAUGCAGCAUUUAAGGGAAAGAUGGCUUCAAGGAGUGUGUAAGACACCUUACACAGAAUCAGGUGGGAAAAAAAAGAGUACAGGGCCUUACUUGAAAGAAAUUUUGCAACUUCAACAAUCAUGCAUACCUAUGCCCUACCUCCCUUACGAGAUUAGGUUUCGCUGCUCAUCGUACGCGGCGAAACUCGCUGGGGCUCCCAAUCUUUUCGGUCUCCGUUUUUGAACAAUUACUCAGCGAACAGGGGCUCGUUUCUCGAAAGUCCCGGUAACUUUUCGGGCCCGAAAUCAAAUAUUCAAAUCGAAAUAUAAAGAAUAAGAGCGCGGGUCCUGGCUAGCAAACUACUCUAUUUUGUUUCACUAACUGCUAGUUUUAUCAUGCUAGAUACAAAACUAUUGAAACCUCGAUUUUUAAUGUAAACGGAGACAGCUUACCGGGCCCGUUAAUUAUCGGGACUUUCGAGAAACGGGCCCCAGGAACGGUAAGCCAGCCGUUAUCUAUUUUGUUUUGUUCAUUGGUAAUUAUUCUUCGUCAGUCUCAAAAAUAUAGCUCUUUUCUGGUCUAUGGUUUAAGAUAUCACUACGAUGGCAUGAAAACCCUUACUUGCCCCAAAUUUAAUGCCGAGAUUACAUACCGUGUGUAUAAGGACUGAGGUAAAAUUGUAAUACUAGAGUGCCGUUGAUUAGUACAUUAUUCUUUUCAGACGCUUCCCUCAGUAAUGACAACCCAGUAAUGGCUUUUCACGACAUGGCUGGUGUGUUUUAUGCUAUUUUAUUCGGGCAGUUUGUCAGCCUGCUUGUUCUCCUGGGUGAACUCGCUUGGGAGGCCCUCAAAGAUGUAAAAGAAAGCAAGGUAAAUUGUUGUUUAGAUUUUGAAUACUAGCUUCAGCAGCUAAUCAUACCUCAUAUUUGGCAAUUUUCGUUCUGUGGAAGUGUGGAUCGGAUCUGGAGCCUGGGAUCAAACGUCGCCGUCGCCUUAUAGAGUUUAAGCUUACACGGCAAGCGUCAGAUUCAAACUGAGAAUUUCUCAAAAUAGAAAAUGAGCAGAUAAAAACAGCUCAGAAUAUUUUUAUGAAAAUUAAAUUACGCGAAACUACUAAUUUAUGUGUAGAAAUAAUGAACAUUAGGUGACAAGCUAAGGGGAGACAUGGUCACGUGGUACAGAUUCUCGUCUGCCGUUUGACGUAAUUAAACGUGAAGCUUGACCUCUCUAGUUUCAGCUCGGGCUCGGAAGUCACAUUAAAAAAAAAAAACUUUUUUAAAUCUAAACUUAGUUUAGAUUCUUUUCAGAAGAAUUUCGUGUUACUCUUGUGAAAUGAAUUUUUUGUGCUAUGGAAAGUCUCAUUUCACCUUCAUUUCAUAAUAUUCGCACCUGUUAUCAUACCAUAGGAACCUUCUUCCUAAUUUAUACAAGUGAAUUUUAGAACUAAUUCACUUCCAUGCUUCAUUCGUCUGUGUAGUUUAUUAGAUUGCUUUUAAGAACAUUUUUUGGACUCUGUUUGCAUCACCGUAAUAACAAGUUCAUUUCCUGACUGUUAUAAAAUACAGGCUUCAAACGUUCUACAAGGAAUCAAAUCCAGACUUGUAAAAUCUUGGAAGAGUAAAAGAGAAGUCAUUGCUACUCACAGAAGUUACAGUUUAGAACCAAGCUCUCACUGGAACAUUGCACUGGAGCAGCUGCAGAAACUUCUCCCCGAUAAGAAAGCAGACGAUACAAGUGAACAAACCGGAAGUAAAAGAACAAAGAAUGGACUGGACCGUAAUAGAAACAGGAAAGGAGCACAACUUAAAGGAGAUCUUAGAAGAGCAGUUAACAAACCUGACAUUGCAAACCAACAUUCGAGCAAGCCAUCUACUUAUAUUUAG
Molecule: messenger RNA, 32541 nt
Organism: Porites lobata
Lineage: Eukaryota; Metazoa; Cnidaria; Anthozoa; Scleractinia; Poritidae
Source: the annotation of a GenBank genome assembly